CGUAUUUAUACCAAUAUGGCUGAUUUCACGUGCAUUUUAAUACUUUUGCUAAUUUGAUCGCUUUGAUGUAAAAAAUACGAAGUCACAACUGAAAAGAUACGUCUAAUUAAGGAAUUAUAGUUGAUGAACUCGUUGAAAAUGUCAAAUCCUGGCAACAGCAAUCAAUUACAAACUGCAGAAGGGCAAUUAAAGUCUUGCCUUCGUAUGUUACAAAAUGCUUCCACAGACAACGAAAAAAUGGCUGCUUUGUUGCUGUUUACUCAUUUAAUGAAGACCAAUCCAGCACUCACCGUGAACUCCAACGAGUUAUUCAAAGCAGUAGAUGUCAAAUUCCUAGUCCGUCUUUUAAAGAGCUCCAAUGUUCCAGAAGGAUGCCCUGAUUACAUGUUUAAAUCUUUAGCACUAAAUAUUCUUAGCAGUUUCACUGAAGGUGACAUACUGUUUCACCCUUUAUUGCUUUCAAAUUUAGGCUCAAUUGCCGAAGUGCUUUCGAUGGCUAGAACGGCAGCCGAAACGUCUCAAAUAUUUGACGAUAGUGUUGCGAUACUUUUAAUAUUCUCCAGAAGUGCCAACGGUUGUGAACACCUUUUAAAAUCAAAGUGUAUCCCCACCAUUUGUAAGGCAAUUAUCCAAAACCACGAGGACGAUAAAUUGUUUAAUAUUUUGCGAGGGAUUCUUUUCCAUUUACCGCAGCAUUCCUGGGCACAAAAUUGUUCAGAUCUUUCAGAAGUAUCGAUGUUCUUUUCCGCCCAGUUUGCCGAAAACCAAGAUCUCUUAAAGUUCACAGCUUGUGAAAAAUUGUUAGCUUUACUAUCGAGCUUAUGUGAAUCACAACUUAGUGUUAAUAACAGUAAAAUAUUUCCCCCCAAACUGAAGGACGAAAUAAGGAGAGGUCUUAAUGAUAUUCUGCAAGCAAGGUGCAAAGUGGAAUUCAAGUACACUGCGAUAAAGUUAACAAAAGUCAUGAUUGAAUUAUUUGGCCUUGAGUGGACAGUCAUUAACACUUCCGAGAAAUCGGUACUCGACAUGUCAAGUACUAAAUUUUUGCUUCUGGCAUUAAGCAUUAUUCAAACUGAAGUAAGACUAAUUCUUGAAAGUGGCCAAAUUGAUGCCAAAUCAGAUUUCAUUGUUUCUUGCUAUGUAAUAAUCGAGAAAACAAUCGAAUUCUUGAUUUGUGAUAAGGAACAGGUUAAUUCAUUCAGCAAUGAAGUCAUCAUGAAAAUACAUUCAUCACUCACAGAGACAUUUGACUGUGUUCUUCAGUUUCUGAUUGGCCUUGGCUCUCAAGAAGCAAUCGGACAAACCCCAUGCUUCCAAGUACCCAUCGUCAUUGCGACAGUGCGAGUGCUCUGUGUCUGGUUAUCAGAAGAGACAAAUGCAUUGACUGAUAAAAUUGCACAAGUCUUACCAAUCCUCUUGAAGUGGACAAAGCUUGGUCAAACCAGUGCAGGUAAGCAAUUGAUCAUCUGCAUUGAUGCACCCCUGACCCCCCCCCAAAAAAAAAAGAAAUAAUUUGUACUCCCCUUGGCAAAUCUAACAUCAAUCUGCCCCUACAUACCAUUUCCCAUCAACAGGGUUCAUUUCCAUUUCUAGUAGGAAAAAAGGUAUCCCCUGCAAAACAUACUGGAUAGCUCAAUUCUAAACUGUUCUCCCUAGCUUGCCUUUGUCCAGUAACAGACAUCAAUAAAUGGUCCAGUAUUAAUGGUGAAGUACUCAACUGUCAAAGUGGAAACACGUCUGUUCUCACAUUGAUUGAAGUGAAAUUAUAAUCAGACAACUGCAUAUUGUAGGAAUGGAACCUCGGUCACAGAAGCGAAAGGUUAACAACUGUACCACAAAACAACCAUAACAUACAAAAACAAAGCUAACGCCUAAUUUUACCCUCCUUUUAUCCACCUCCAGGUGAAGACAACCUUCCUACAAAUGACUCGACUCCAAACAACAUCCUGCUCUGUCUCUUACCUCCACUCUGCCACCUUUCUGCCGACGAAUCAUUCUGUGCGAUCCUUGUCAAAGAAGAUUGUCACGUUCUGCUUGCAAACCUCUUUAACACACUCUGGCAAGCACAACAAGUAGAAAGAGUCGACUACCCUUCCUAUUUGAUUACCCUCUGCAAUGUCUUCUUAAAUGUCUCAGUCUUGGAGGUUGAGUUGGUUAAAACAAGUCAAGAGUUUGGAGACAUCUUGGAGUCAAUUAUGAAUGCAGUUCCGAAAAUGGUUGACGCAAACUCUACAACGCUAACAGCACAUUUUGGACUGCUUGGCCUGAUACUGUUCAGGCAUAGAUUCAAGUUAAACACUCCACAAUUAACCGUUAUUCAGAAUGACUUUAUUUUAAAUAGCAUCAACUUCCUAAAACAAGUCCAUUUAUCAGUAAGCGCAGACGAAAGCAAUCCACUUAUUCAUUGGAAUGAUAUCUCUGAACUUUGGUUUUUAUCUCUUCAAAACCUGGUCGCAUGUGCCAAAACUAUCGAACCAGUGAAAAAGCUCAUUCUUGAUUCGAGUUGGCCCAAGGAGAUUAAAGUAUGGAUGAACAAUUGUAAUCAUAGCAGUAAUAAUUUAUUUCAAGAUUUAAAAUCAGCACUCUUGCCCAUAGCGAACCUGGAGUAAUUUGGAAUGUGGGAUUUUUUCAUAUGAACUGUUAAACUAAAAUAUAGUUGAUUUAGUUAUGUCUAUAUGUACACACAUUUUGUAUUGUUGCUGUUCAAAAUAUGUUUCAUUUCUUUUAUUUUAUAUGUUUCUGUACUGGAGACGUUAAAUGUCUUAAAUGCGUUGAGAAAAGCAGAAAUUAAGGGUGCCGCCAUUUGUGUCUGAACUAUGUGAGAAAGACUAAAAGCACUUUGUUUUUGACGUUUUGACUUUUGAAUAGAGACCCUUCUCGUCCAGACGUUAGAAAAGUUACGUUGCCUUUAAAGGCACAGUUCGGCCUUUUGAACGAUGGUUUUUAAGGCGCAAUUCAAGAUCAGCAAACUUUAUGUUUUUAACAUUUUAAAACAUUUUUAUUGUUAAAAAUAUUGAGUUUACUGACCUUGAAUUGUGUAUAAUUGAUUUUCCUAGUUAGUUUUUUCAAUUAAAAGGGCUGAAAUGCGCCUUAAAAACCAUCGUUCAAAAGGCUGAACUGUGCCUUUAAAACAUAUGACCACUUGAGGCGAAGUGUUUUCAAUUUUUUCAGACAGUUCAGACACAAACCAUAGCAGAUGCCUACGGAUCUCACUAGAUUGGUUUGCAACCCACAUUUUCAUCACUGGAUAAAAUGGACAAAUUUAUACAUCAUUUAGCCUUUCAGGCGAUAAGAUUAAAUAGCCUCAAUCACCGUAACUUUCGUUACAAGAAUUUAACAAGGAAAUAGAGUUAGGUUUUAUACAUAAGCUAUCUUCACUAAUCUACCUGACCUCUUUAUACAACUGGAGCCCACGUGAUGUAACUCUAUUAUCCAGCUUUUCCAAGUUCGAUUUUUUCUUUCAAGACCUUCGAGGAAUGAUAAAUUAACGAAUCAACGAGACCAGCCAC
Molecule: messenger RNA, 3509 nt
Organism: Paramuricea clavata
Lineage: Eukaryota; Metazoa; Cnidaria; Anthozoa; Malacalcyonacea; Plexauridae
Source: the annotation of a GenBank genome assembly